This is a messenger RNA of Drosophila montana, 1891 nucleotides long. It is a transcript of the gene Ir75a, whose product is annotated as Ionotropic receptor 75a. Gene Ontology annotation, cellular component: membrane. The record is from RefSeq and is a predicted model, not a curated record. NCBI's taxonomy places the organism in Eukaryota, Metazoa, Arthropoda, Insecta, Diptera, Drosophilidae. The transcript has 6 exons. The coding region runs from base 1 to 1872 and encodes 623 amino acids. Gene Ontology annotation, molecular function: ligand-gated monoatomic ion channel activity.
AUGCAGCUCUUGCAAUUGGCCAACUUCGUGUUGCACAAUCUGCUGCAGUCGCGCAUCAGCUUCAUCAUUUUCUUUCAUUGCUGGGCUGGAAAUGAAACUUUUCAAUUCGCACAACAAAUUAAUAAGCCCCAUCAUCAGUCCAUCUAUCAUCAGUUUGCGCACUUGAAUGACUGGAACUGGGAGCACUUGGAGCAGCGUUUUUUUGAUCACUUACAGCCUACGCUGGCCAUAUAUGUGGACUUGAACUGUUUGAGAAGCAGAAGCCUAUUGGUGGAGGCGAGUCGUUCAAAGCUCUACAAUCAGCACUACCAUUGGCUUCUGCACGACAGCUCGGAGUUCUUUGAUUUCUAUGAGUUCUUCAAGUCCAAGAACAUAUCCGUCGAUGCUGAUGUUAGCUAUGUCAAGCAGCGACUAGCGGGCAACUCGGACAAUGUCAUCUAUACGCUCUACGAUGUCUACAGCAAUGGCAAUCACAUUGGCGGGCAGCUGAAUAUAACCGCCGACUGUGAGGUGGUGUGCAGCCAGGUCGAUUGCAAGUUAAAUAGGUAUCUCAGCUCAUUGCAUAUGCGUCCCAGAUACAGUCAUCGGGAACAGCUGACGGAUGUGGUGCUGCGUGUGGCUACUGUGGUGACACAGCGACCCAUUACCUGGCCGCGGGAGGACCUGCUGCGUUUUCUGCACCAGGUGAACGAGACGCAUGUCGAUAGUUUGGUACGCUUUGGCUUUCAGUUAUCCUUGAUACUCAAGGAUCUGCUGCAGUGUGGCAUGAAUUUCACAUUCAAGGAUCGCUGGAGCAUUAGCGACUUCAACGGCGGCUCCGUGGGCGCUGUGGUCGACCAGACAGCCGACAUUGGCUCUGCGCCCUGCCUGGCAACAGCGGGCCGACUGCAGCAUCUGUCGGCCAUUAUUGAGACGGGCUACUUUCGCUCCGUUUGCCUAUUUAGCACACCUCGCAAUGCCGGCAUACGGGGCGAUGUUUUCCUGCAGCCUUUUAGCGCUCUGGUCUGGUAUCUCUUUGGCGGUUUCCUGCUGCUGAUUGGCCUGCUGCUCUGGCUGGCCUUUUUGAUGGAGUCCAAGCGUAUGCAUUGCCGUUGGCGUUUGCAGUUUGUGCCCUCGCUGCUGAACACCUGCCUGAUUAGCUUUGGAGCUGCAUGCAUUCAAAGCUCAGCGCUAACACCACGCUCCACGGGCGGACGAUUGGCAUAUUUUUCACUGUUCCUGAUUAGUUUCAUCAUGUAUAACUAUUAUACUUCUGUGGUGGUCUCCUCGCUGCUGAGUUCGCCAGUUAAAUCGCAAAUUAAGACGAUGCAACAGCUGGCAGACAGCUCGCUGACCGUCGGCCUGGAACCGCAAUCCUUUACCAAGAGCUAUUUAAAUUACACGCAACGCCCGGAGAUUCACUUGUUUAGCAAACGCAAAAUCGAAUCCCAGUCCAAAAAUCCGGAACUCUGGCUGCCCGCGGAGCAGGGCAUACUGCGCGUCCGCGAUAGACCCGGCUAUGUGUUCGUCUUUGAGGCAUCCUCUGGCUAUGCGUAUGUGGAACGCUAUUUCACACAGCAGCAGAUCUGUAAUCUCAAUGAGAUACUGUUUCGACCCGAACUAUUGCUCUACACGCAUUUGCAUCGCAAUUCCAGCUACAAGGAACUCAUACGCCUAAAAUUGCUUCGGGUACUGGAGACGGGCAUCUAUCGCAAGCAUCGGACUCAGUGGUUUCGCACCAAGCUGCAUUGUUAUUCUCAAAACUUUGUCAUUACCGUGGGCAUGGAAUAUGUGGCACCGCUCUUCUUCAUGCUGAUCUGUGGCUAUGUUCUGGUCCUGCUUUUGCUGCUGCUGGAGCUCGCCUGGCAGCGCUAUGUGCAGCGUUCACAUUAAGCUUUACAUUUUUGCACCU